UCUCAAUACAAUAGAUUGCAAGCAAACAACGUUUACUUCCACUUCUUAGGACCCAUAAUUUAUCAUUAUGGCGUUAAUGCCAAGGAGCAACCAUGAGUUGAAUUCGGUGCGCUAUAGAUUGAGAAUAGAUAUUUAGACCAUGCCAGCGGCGGAUGUGUAACGCUUCAACUACAGCACAAAAAUUAGUUUCCAAAUCUGCUGAAAAAUUAAAAAGAGAUUGUCUUCUCAUCAGUAUCCAACCAUGGACGCUUCCGAACUAGUCAGUUCUAGGUUUCGCUGGCUCCUUGUCUACAUGUCCGACAUGUUGGUCCAGGACGACGUAGACAAAGCCGUCUUGUAUCUCCGUGAUCGGCUGGGGCCCAACUACGACACCAUCAACGGGGACGCUCUGAAGUUGUUUGAAGUACUCGAACGAGAGAACCAAAUCCACGAGGGUGACACAGAGCUCCUGCGGAUGUGCUUGACCACCCUGAAGCGAAUCGACAUUCUUGAGUCGCUGGACGAGUACGAGAGAGAGCGCCAGGCUGUGACUCGGAAACUCAAGAUACGAUGCUCCUCCGUCGACGGGCCAUUCUUCGGACACCGUGACAUCAUGGACCAGAUUGUUGGUAUCCUGGACACUUCCUACGACCAUGUGCACAUGGUCUGCGUCGCUGGCAUGCCGGGUACCGGAAAGACGCGCCUGGCGAACGAGGUAUGCCUCAGGCUCCGACAGUUCCACAAGGUGAUCUUUGUGGAUCUGCGGGAGCUGAAGAACAUUGAGGCAAUCUUCUUUGCAAUCAUGCAUGCGUUUGGAGUGGAAAGUCGUACCUACGACCCGGAAGUCAUGUACGGCAAGUUGAGGUCCUUCGACCCAGCAGAGCAUGGUGGUGCUGUUUUGUUCCUAGACAGUGUUGAUGACCCUUUAGAUCCAGGCUCGGGAGCCUUCCCGAACCCAACCUACGAAGACUUCGUCUCAAUGCUGGAGAAUAUCACAAACCUGGCGAACAAGCGGCUAAAGCUGCUCAUCACGUCACGGUUCGGAGUAGAGAAAAUACCAGUCAAGAAAGGCUCCAUGGAUUGCUGGCGACUGGACGGGGAGAACGAACUGGACAUGGAGAGCGCUGUGGAGAUGGUCAGAUACCACGCUGGAAAGACACGUCUUGUGGAUGACGAUGCAGAAGCAUUUGUACGCCUCUGCAGCAAGAUUCCCCUUGCUCUCAAGGUAGUCGCCAGCCGCCUCCAAGACCAGACAGUCAAACCUAAGGACCUCCUCCGGUACAUUUCACCAGCUUCAGGCGACAGGGAGCAAGGCCUCAACAUCACCAAGGCCCUCUCUCACUUCGGGCUGUCGCAGAGCGACCAGAUCGGCCCCUGCCUCAAGAACACCAUUCAGAAUCUGCCGGCUGUGAAACGACGCAAUCUGAUCAAGCUGGCCGUGAUUCCAGGAACGUUCACCCUGAAGGUUGCCCGUGUGAUUCUUGGCUACAGACGUAAGCAGCAGGUGGAGCUACAACUGGAGUUGCAGGCUCUCAAGUAUCGCAGCCUCCUGGACAGCAAGCAGGAGACGGACUCCAGGUGGUCGCAAUCCAAGGAGGACAGCACACGCUACAGCCUGCAUCUCUUGCUGCGCUCGUUCGUCCAGCAGUUCGUCCAAGAGACCGAGGGCGAGAUGGAAACCCUCUUCAAUGAAGCCGAGAUGCUCUUUGUGGACUACUACGGUAAGAGGAUGAAGAAGCUCGCCAAGUUGCUGCAGAGCAGAGCAGUGGCAGCACUAGGAAACCUUCAGGAAGACUCCGCCAACUACAUAAAGGCUCUGAACAUAAUGAAGACUUCCAAAGAGUUUCAUGUACCAGACGCGAUCUAUUGGCUGUAUCUCAUCGUGGAGAUGCUGUUUUUCACCAAGGACCGUCUCAAAUUCUACCAUGAGAGAGCCCUGUCGGCUAAGGAGCAUGGCCAGAUGCUGGUUUAUGCCGAGAGCAAAUGUCAUGAGGUGUACCAACUGAUGGACCUUGGCCACACAGUCGAAGUCCUCCUGCCUAUGAUUCAAGAAGCUGAAGACGAAUUGAAAAAGCUGGAUACAACGACAAUCGGCGUACAACUCGGCCUCGCCACCUGCUAUCACUUCCGCGGAGACAUCUACCUUCGAAACAGAAAAUGGGCGGACGCCAUCCCGCAGCUCGAAAGAUGUCUGGCCAUCCGUCGGGCUCACCUGAAAGAAGACGACCUCUUGACCGCCCGGGCAUACAACUCUCUUGGUGGAGCCUACCAAGACAAAGCGAUGAUCGAUCCCGGGCUCGCUCCGGCGUUCAUCAGAAGCGAGAAGGAGAGAGGGAAAGAUUGUUACCGGAAAGCGCUAGCUAUUUGUCGCAGGAAGACGGGGGCUCAUGGACAACAUUUAGAAGUACCUACAUUUCUCAUGAAUUUAGGUACCUGCCUCCAUGAUAUGGAAGAUUAUGAAGGUGCGGUGGACUACUACAAACAGGCCAUGGAACAGGAGAGACUGCUCGGAAUGGAAGGAACGGACAAAAUGUUUACUUCCCUCAAGAAUAUUGCUAUGAGCUACUACGAGAUGGGAAACUAUGAUGAUGCAAUCCCCAUCGCCAGACAGGCCAUGGAGGGCCGUAAACGUCUCCUUGAGGUACACCCGCUGACCGCUCGCAGCGUCUACUUCGUCGGCUCGCUCAACCUCGUCAACAAGAACUACAAGGAGGCCCGGAAGUACCUGGACGAGGCACUGACGAUGGAGGAGGAGCUCUGGAGGAAAGGGAUGGCUCACAGCAUCGAUUGGCCGAGACUCAAGAACAAGCUAGAGUUCUUGCUGACAAAACUCGGGAAGUCGACGACUCUGUCGGCUUACAAGCGACGCUUCAGGGAAGCAGAGAAUAAGAGCAACCAGCACAAGCCCAAACUGGAAGUCCAAGAUGCUAGUGAGACGGACUCGUCAAUCUCAACAUCAACUGACAGUGAGUCCUUGUUGAAAAGGAAGAGGGGAUCUUGUUCAAGCACAGAUUCCUCAGUAGAAGACGAGGCCAAACUCCAUCGUCAAGUAACUCCCGCUGAUAGUAAUUUGCGCCAUUCGUCAGUUGAGGGCGAGGCCAAACUUCAUCGUCGAGUAGAUUCUGCUGAGAGUAAUUUGCCCCAGGAGAGAGACGUACAUGCACAUAUAGAGACCAAGCCGAAAGGCAAGAAAAGACGUUCCAACAAUGAUGCGGAUGACUAUGUGGAGACGGACUCCAGCAUCACGAGCGUUUCUGGGUUCUCCAUGAAAAUGAGACUGGACGACAAUAUCACAGUUCAUUUCCCACCAGCCGCUCCAGUCGACGAAGAAGAGGUGAGCUACAAGUGGCCACGCUGUGUCAUCAGCUAGUGACAGAGGUCAAGGUCAGAGAUCAAGGUCAAAGGUCAAAGUGUAAUGUAGUUGGGUCAACAUGAGUGAGAGUCUGACACAGUAAAAAGGAUAGAUUUUAAAUGUGAUAAUUAUGAGGGUUUACAUCAUUGCAAUUCUUUGGGUUUUAUUCCAAAAGUUAAGAAAUUGCAACAGUUGGGGGUUUAAAGCCCACUAAAAUGAACUAAUUAUAUAUGCUUUACUGGAUUGCAAUAGUUUGUGUUAUGUCAUAUGUGAAGAUCCAACAAUUUGGGGAGUUGCAAGGGUGAGGGGUUCCAAUCCCAACCCCACUACCGACUCGGGGGAAGGUAUAGAGCAAACAGUGCUUAACAUCCAUCGUACAGGGGUAACAAACAAUUGUAUUCAAUAUCUCUCCGUAGUAGUCUGACAUUUUUUUAUUUUUUGUUUAAAUGUAACUAAAAUUGCCUUUAUCUUUGUGUGCGUUUCUUAACAAGGAAAUAAAUGAUGGCUUGUUCUUAAGCUAAAAAAAAAAAUAGAAAAGCUUUCAAAUUUAAUCGUACUCGGUUUACAUUAUUAAUUGUGUGUUGUAUUUUUUAUCCCUCAGUACUAGUCUGACAUCUAUUUUUUUUUUAAUGUUACUGAAAUCUUCUAACUUUGUGUGUGUUUGUUAAAAAGAAUAUUAAUGAUGGCUUGUUCUUACAGUCUUAAGUUUUAAAAAAACUAGUUCAGCUUUAAGUUAACAUUUAAUCGUACUAAGUUUACAUUUUUAAUUGUGAAUUGUUCUUUCUCAGCAAACUUCUCUUUGAAAAAGAGAAACUGUAGAUAUAGAUAUAAUUGUGUGUCACAAUUACUCAGUAAGCGUUUUAAUACACAGUGUUAUUUUAUUCCAGAAUUGUACAUUCCAAGAGCAGCCCAAUAAUCGUAAGUUAAAGACAGUGGACACUAUUGGUAAUUGUCAAAGACAAGUCUUCUCACUACAUGUACAUGUAUCUCAACA
Messenger RNA from Asterias rubens (European starfish), 4325 nucleotides. RefSeq lists its product as uncharacterized. Gene Ontology annotation, molecular function: protein binding. Gene Ontology annotation, biological process: regulation of apoptotic process. NCBI's taxonomy places the organism in Eukaryota, Metazoa, Echinodermata, Asteroidea, Forcipulatida, Asteriidae. The transcript is spliced from 12 exons. The record is from RefSeq and is a predicted model, not a curated record. Bases 242 to 3349 code for a protein of 1035 amino acids.